Ananas comosus (pineapple) is the source of this 1610-nucleotide messenger RNA. RefSeq names its product SWR1 complex subunit 2. Lineage: Eukaryota; Viridiplantae; Streptophyta; Magnoliopsida; Poales; Bromeliaceae. Gene Ontology annotation, biological process: regulation of DNA-templated transcription; chromatin remodeling. Gene Ontology annotation, cellular component: nucleus. Gene Ontology annotation, molecular function: ATP-dependent H2AZ histone chaperone activity. The record is from RefSeq and is a predicted model, not a curated record.
UCUCCCCUCUCCUCCUCCUCCUCCCUCACCAUCGCCGAGCUCCAACGAAGCUCUCAUCCAUGGCGGAUCCCGACGAGGAUCCUCUCCUUCUCCUCGAGCGCUCCGCUCGAGCCACCAGAGGCAAGAGAAUGACUAAGUUGCUGGAUGAAGAGAUUGAGCAGGAUGAAUUGUUUUGGAAUCAAGAUGCUUUUAAUGAGGAAGAACAUGAUGUUAAUUAUGAAGAGGAGCCAGAGGCUGUUGAUGAAUUUGACAGUGAUUUCGACGAGGAUGAGCCCGACCCCGAUGACGAAGCUGAAAAUGAAGCCGAAGAGAGGUUAAAACCAGUUAAGAAAAGGCUAAUAUUUCCUGGGAAGUCCAUGCCGAAGAAGAAAGGCAAGAAGAAGGUUCUUUCAAAAAUAGAAAAGGAAAAGGAAACUAAAACUGAAGGAACUUCUGACAAACCUGCCCAAUCAGAAAAAGGGAACGUUCCUGAUGAGUUGGAGGGUGAGAGAACGGUGAGAAAAUCAACUAGAACAUCGGUUAUUGUGAGGCAAGCUGAAAGAGAUGCUAUACGUGCUGCUUUGCAAGCUACCAUGAAGCCAAUAAAGCGGAAAAAGGAGGGCGAGGAAAAACGUAUGACGCAAGAAGAAAUGCUUCUAGAAGCAGCUGAAACCGAAAUUAUGAAUUUGAGAAACUUGGAACGUGUAUUGGCAAGGGAAGAAGAAGUGAAGAAAAAGGCAAUUAUUCAUAAAGAGGUCUACAACGGACCUCAGAUACGUUUUACCUCCAAAAAUGGGAUCUCAUUGCUGGAAUUUAACAAGGGGGCAUCAUUUGAAUCAGAACUCUGCACGACAUCAAUUCCCUAUCCAGAGAAGUCCUUUUGUGUGGUUACUGGGUUACCUGCAAAGUAUCGGGAUCCAAAGACCGGAUUACCUUAUGCAACGAUGGAAGCCUUCAAAAUAAUUCGAGAACGUUUCUUAAAAGAGGAAUCCGAGAAAAAGAAGCCAAAGAAAAUGGAUAUGGGGGAUCUUUUUGAUUCCAUAUCUGGAGAAGGGUUUUCAAAUAAGCGACAAAGAUCGAUGGCUGGAACAACAAAUGGACGGUCAGAUCGGAGAGUAGCAGCACGUUUUCGAAGAAUACCAGCACUUAACAUUCAAGAUGAGAAUUAACUAGAUGAAGCUCUAAUGGAAAGCUGGUUCAAUGCAAGGCAUAAAAACCGAGACAAAGUCGGCUGGAAAUAACUUCUUAUGGGUAUAAAUAUGAAGGAUUAGUAUAAUUAAUUCCGAGCCAGUUAGAUGCUACGUCACGCCAUCCCAAAUUGCAGCAUUAUGCCCGAAACGCAAUGCUUGUGAUAUAUCUGUCUGAUAUAAGUUUGGUGAGAAAGUUUUCUUUUCGAUUCCUUUUACUCUUGUUAAUGUUCGAGCUUUGGCCAUGAGCUUUAAUGUUGUGUAUAUAUAUAUAUAUAUAUAAUCAAUUUUCUUUCUCUUUCUAGGAAUAUAAAACUGUCUUUUCCCUUGCUCAGUGAUAGGUUUUGAUUGUGUAAUAUUCAUGUAAUAGUUUCCGCGUCGUGUUUUCAGUGAAUUCUCCUUGAGACAAUUUAUGUCAUCACUACGCAUUUAUCAAUGUUUUAA